Fraxinus pennsylvanica is the source of this 2310-nucleotide messenger RNA. Lineage: Eukaryota; Viridiplantae; Streptophyta; Magnoliopsida; Lamiales; Oleaceae. The record is from the annotation of a GenBank genome assembly.
AUGUCUAUGAAAAAAAUUCCAUUUCUUUGCAUAUUCUUCCUUCUUCAUAUUUGUAUCUACUCCGGCGAGUCACGGCCGCCGUUUGCAUGUGACCCUACAAAUGGCAUGACCAAAAACAUACCCUUUUGUCAAGUGUCACUCCAUAUUAGAGAUAGGGUUAAGGACUUGAUCGGACGGUUGACAUUGCAGGAAAAAAUCAGGUCACUUGUUAACAAUGCUGCACCAGUGGAGAGAUUGGGCAUUCAAGGGUAUGAGUGGUGGUCGGAAGCUCUUCACGGCGUGUCGGACACCGGCCCCGGUGUGAAAUUCGGCGGCCAGUUCCCCGGAGCCACCAGCUUCCCUCAAGUUAUUCUUACUGCCGCUUCAUUCAAUGCCUCAUUGUGGGAAGAAAUUGGCAAGGUGGUGUCCGAUGAAGCAAGAGCAAUGUACAACGGAGGGGCGGCGGGUUUAACAUAUUGGAGUCCAAAUGUAAAUAUAUUUAGAGAUCCACGGUGGGGACGGGGCCAAGAAACGCCUGGAGAGGACCCCGCCGUAGCCGCUAGGUACGCCGCCAGCUAUGUGAAAGGACUUCAGGGCACCGGCCCCGGAAACAGGUUAAAAGUGGCGGCAUGCUGCAAACAUUACACUGCAUAUGAUCUUGAUAUCUGGAAUGGUGUUGAUCGAUUCCAUUUCGAUGCCAGGGUAAGUAAACAGGACCUAGAGGACACAUACAAUGUGCCCUUCAAGGCUUGUGUGAUGGAAGGGAGAGUAGCUAGUGUAAUGUGCUCGUACAAUAAAGUCAAUGGGAAGCCCACUUGUGCCGACCCUAGUCUACUUCGUGGCACGAUUCGUGGUCAAUGGCACCUUAAUGGAUACAUUGUUUCUGAUUGUGACUCGGUCGAAGUUUUGUUUAAAGAACAACGUUACACGACCACACCAGAAGAUGCAGUUGCUGCCACCAUCAAAGCAGGCUUGGAUUUAGACUGUGGGCCUUAUCUUGCAAUCUACACCGAUGCCGCUGUACGGUCUGGUAAACUCACUGAGGCCGAUGUAAAUGAGGCCUUGUCCAAUUUGCUGAUGGUCCAGAUGCGUUUGGGUAUGUUCGAUGGCCCAAGACAACCUUACAAUUAUUUGGGCCCGAGAGAUGUUUGCACUCCAGCCCAUCAGCAACUUGCCCUUGAAGCUGCUCGACAAGGCAUAGUUCUACUUCAAAACCGUGGGCAGUCUCUGCCACUAUCAACUAGAAGGCACCGAAUUGUUGCAGUCAUCGGACCCAAUUCCGAUGUUACUGUCACCAUGAGAGGCAACUAUGCUGGAGUUGCAUGUGGCUACACAACGCCAGUACAAGGGAUAGCAAGAUAUGUUAGGACAAUUCAUCAAGAAGGAUGCUUUGGCGUAGCUUGCAAUGAUAAUAGACAAUUUGGGAUGGCCGAGGGUGCUGCACGCCAGGCGGAUGCGACCAUCUUGGUGAUGGGGUUGGAUCAAUCAAUUGAAGCCGAAGCUAGAGAUCGAGUGGGGCUACUUUUGCCAGGACAUCAACAGGAGCUUGUAUCUAGGGUUGCCAAGGCUUCUAGAGGUCCAGUUGUAUUAGUCAUAAUGUCUGGUGGCCCAAUUGAUGUCACAUUUGCUAAGAAUGAUCCAAAAAUUGGAGCCAUACUGUGGGUUGGCUACCCUGGUCAAGCCGGAGGAACUGCCAUUGCUGAUGUUCUAUUUGGAACAACUAAUCCAGGAGGAAAGUUACCCAACACAUGGUAUCCACAAUAUUACUUAUCUAAGGUGCCAAUGACAAGAAUGGACAUGAGGGCAGAUCCAUCAAGAGGCUAUCCAGGCCGGACCUACAGAUUUUACAAAGGCCCAGUUGUAUUUCCAUUUGGAUAUGGGUUGAGUUACACUAGCUUCAGGCCCACUCUGGCCCAUGCCCCAACCACAAUUUCAAUUCCUCUCACAACCUUAAAAACAUUUAACAAUUCUACCAUGCUAAGCCAUGGUGUAAGGGUCACACACACUAAGUGUGACUCACUCAUUUCGAGUAUACACAUAAAUGUUGAAAAUAUUGGAGACAUGGAUGGAACACACACACUGAUGGUGUUUGCAACUCUACCGGCCAGAAAACAGGCGCCGGAGAAACAAUUGGUUGCAUUCGAGAAAGUUCAUGUAGUAGCUGGGAGUCAAAAGAAAGUUAUGAUUGAUAUUGAUGCGUGCAAGCAUUUAAGCAUGGCAGAUAACAAUGGAAUUCUUCGAAUUCCAUUGGGUGAGCAUAAUCUUCAUAUUGGUGAUGAUAUCAAACAUUCAGUUUCUCUCAUUGCUUCUAUUGAAGAAGUCAAGAUUUAA